Molecule: messenger RNA, 1160 nt
Organism: Myiozetetes cayanensis
Lineage: Eukaryota; Metazoa; Chordata; Aves; Passeriformes; Tyrannidae
Product: mitochondrial 2-oxoglutarate/malate carrier protein-like
Biological process (GO): malate transmembrane transport; phosphate ion transmembrane transport; mitochondrial transport
Cellular component (GO): mitochondrial membrane
Molecular function (GO): antiporter activity; succinate transmembrane transporter activity; sulfate transmembrane transporter activity
Source: RefSeq, a predicted model, not a curated record
AAAAUUGCAGGAUGGGGGCCACGGUGUUCGUGCAGCCCCUGGACCUGGUGAAGAAUCGGAUGCAGCUGAGCGGGGCCGGGGCCAAGGGGCGUGAGUACCGCACGUCCCUGCACGCCCUGGGCUCCAUCCUGCGCCACGAGGGGCUCAGGGGCGUCUACACGGGGCUGUCAGCGGGGCUCCUGCGCCAGGCCACCUACACCACCACCCGCCUGGGCAUCUACAGCGUCCUCCUGGAGCGUUUUGGGGGUCCUGACGGGAGCCCCCCACCCUUCCUGGCCAAGGCAGCCAUGGGGAUGACGGCGGGGGCCGCGGGCGCCUUCGUGGGGACCCCGGCCGAGGUCGCCCUGAUCCGGAUGACGGCCGAUGGCAGGCUGCCCCCUGGCGAGCGCCGCGGGUACCGCAACGUCUUCGACGCCCUCGUGAGGAUGGCGAGGGAGGAGGGGGUGCUCACCCUCUGGAGGGGCUGCAUCCCCACCAUGGCCCGCGCUGUGGUCGUCAACGCCGCCCAGCUCGCCUCCUACUCCCAAUCCAAGCAAUCCCUGCUCGACUCAGGGCAUUUCCGAGACGACAUCCUGUGCCACUUUUGUGCCAGCAUGAUCAGCGGGCUGGUGACCACGGCCGCCUCCAUGCCCGUCGACAUCGCCAAGACCCGGAUCCAGAACAUGCGGACGAUCGACGGCAAACCCGAGUACCGCAACGGGCUGGACGUGCUGGUCAAGGUGGUGAGGUACGAGGGUUUCUUCAGCCUCUGGAAAGGUUUCACCCCUUACUACGCCCGCCUGGGCCCCCACACCGUGCUCACCUUCAUCUUCCUCGAGCAGAUGAACAAGUGGUACCAGCGGCUCUUCCUCAGUGCCUGACCCCCCACCCACCCCCCUAUCCUGGGGGAGGGGGGAAAUUGGGGGCAUCUCAACCCCCACCCCCCCCCCUCAACCCUGGGGAGGGGGAAAUUGGGGUAUCUCAACCCCCCUCCCUCCCUUUUUCCCCUCAGGGGGAUCUGGGGGUAGGAGGGGAGGGGUUUGUAGGGUUGUUUGUGCCCCCCUCCCCCAUCAGAGUGGAGGGGUCUUUGGGCCCAAUUUUGGGGUCCCCUCCCCCACCCCAGGGGGCCUAUGGGGGUGGUCCUGGGGUCUGUAAAAGGGGGGUGUUUGACCCCCAAUAUA